GGCUGCAGUUAAGCUCCCGUGACAUCCAGCAAGUGACGGGACGGCGUCACGACCCGAUUAGUCCAUUUCGUCAUCCCUGUCGCAGAAAGUGUCCACCCACCACCACCCAACCUUUGGCACGCGCAGUGGACGCGUAAUUCUGGAUGUGGGAGAGGACAUUGCAAGAUCUUAUUCGGGGUCUGCGCUCGAACAAGAAAGAUGAAGCCCAAUUUAUCGCAAAGGCGGUGGACGAGAUUCGUAUUGAGAUCAAGAGUGACGAUAUGGAGCUCAAGGCAGGUGCGGUCCUCAAGCUUACCUAUCUCGAGAUGCUCGGGUAUGACAUGGGCUGGGCAUCGUUCAAUGUAGUGGAGGUCAUGUCUUCGCCGCGCUUCCACCUCAAGAGUGUGGGAUACCUUGCCGCCGUUCAAUCUUUCGACCAAGAGACGGAUGUUUUAAUGUUGACCACGAAUCUAUUGAAGAAGGUGCGUGCGCAUGCCUGCCGCAGCAACUCUUAUUCCAACGUUCAACGCACGGCUUAGGACUUGACGUCUACCCCCGCAGACAUUGCCAUCACUCUCAACGGACUCUCGCACAUUGUCACCCACGACCUUGGGCGCGAUCUAUCCUCUGAGCUGCUCACCAUGCUCACACAUUCCCGAGCUAAUAUCCGGAAACGCGCUAUCCUUGCCCUUUACAAAGUCAUGAUUCAGUACCCGGACGCCGUUGCGCCUGGGAUAGCUCGCCUGAAGGAGAAGUUGGAGGAUCCUGACCCAGGUGUCGUCGGAGCGACGGUCAAUGUGCUUUGUGAACUUGCUCGACAGCAUCCCGAGGACUAUCUAAUCAUGGCACCUCAACUCUUCCACCAUCUGACCACCUCCUCCAACAACUGGAUGCUCAUCAAGAUUAUCAAGCUGUUCGGAACCCUGUGUCCUCACGAACCUCGUCUCGUGAAGAAGCUCCAGCCCCCGAUUACUGACCUGAUCUCGACAACGCCAGCAAUAUCUCUCUUGUAUGAAUGUGUGCACACCUGCAUCAUCGGUGGAAUGCUUCAAGGGUCUUCUGGCGACUCACUUGCGAGAUUGUGCGUCUCAAAACUGGCUGCGUUCAUCGAAGACUCCGAUCAGAACUUGAAAUACAUCGCGCUGUUGGCUCUGGUGAAAAUCGUACCUUCGCAUCCUUAUCUCGUGGCGGAGUAUCAAGACACCAUCCUUGCAAGCGUGAAUGACCCCGACAUCAGUAUCCGGAUGCGAGCUCUGGACCUUGUAUCAGCUAUGGUUACCAGCAAUAAUCUGCAAACAAUCGUUCAGCAACUUCUUACGCAUCUAGUUUCGGAUUCGCCGGGAACAACCGAUGCAGCCGCUUCUCUGGCGAAACACACCAUGCAUUUGUCACCCACUACUGCCCAUGUUCACGACAUUUCACCCAGCCAAUCUCCAGCCUACCGCUUGACGCUGGCCCAGCGGAUCAUCACGCUGUGCUCACAGAACAUGUACGAACACGUGACCAAUUUCGAGUGGUACCUCUCCGUCUUGGUGGAUCUGUCGCAGGUCGCGAAUGUGGAUAUCGGUCCCCAGAUCAGGGAUCAGUUGGUAGACGUCGUAGGCAGGGUCAGAGGCGUGCGCCGAUCUGCCGUCAAGCUGAUGCAUGCUCUUUUGUGUGACGAGACGUUGCUGCACAACGCUCGGGAAGAGGGCAGCUGCUCCGAGGUGCUGUGGGCAGCUGCCUGGAUCUGUGGUGAAUAUUGCAGUGAGCUUGCGGACCCACAAAAACUGCUUCCGUAUUUGUUGCAGCCAGGGAUCGCGACCCUGCAAUCGGAUAUCAUCGCGGUCUACAUCCACGCCUCUUCCAAGAUCUUCGGAUACUGGGCUGGUCAGGUGGCAGAACGGUGGGACGAGGAAGAUCUGGUCGAGGUGAAGAGCGCGGUGGAGCUCAUACUGAGCAGCGUGGGCGAGUUUGUGAGCAACACAGACGUUGAAGUUCAGGAGCGAGCUGCCAACGCGCUCGAAUUGUUCACUUUCGUGCAAGCCGAUCUAAAUACGCACAAACCACAAGCACCUACAGACAGCAACAACCCUUUCGCUGGAGCGUCUGCAUCUCCAUCGGACAACGACCUCCGCUUCCCAAAGAGCAUGUAUCUGAUUCAUCCGCUGCACGACGCUUACGAACUCAAUCCCGUCGCGGCGCUCGCUCAAGCAAGCGUGCCAAUUCCGGAGGGCCUCGAUCUGGAUGUGUGGUUCGUGGCACCUCCACCUGAAGCUGCGCGGCCCGAUGCAGAAGCCAAGGCCCGGAAAGUCAAGAAGGGCAAGGGCAAAGAGAUCAAUGGGGGUAAACUCAAGAGCAAGAAGAAGCCCAAGGAUGCAGACGAGGAUGUGGACGACCAUCGAGUGGAAUCGGCGGAAGAGGCGUUGGAGCGAGAAAGA
Messenger RNA from Mycena citricolor, 2399 nucleotides. NCBI's taxonomy places the organism in Eukaryota, Fungi, Basidiomycota, Agaricomycetes, Agaricales, Mycenaceae. The record is from the annotation of a GenBank genome assembly.